Messenger RNA from Parascedosporium putredinis, 1533 nucleotides. The record is from the annotation of a GenBank genome assembly. NCBI's taxonomy places the organism in Eukaryota, Fungi, Ascomycota, Sordariomycetes, Microascales, Microascaceae.
AUGGCUGACUUCGGCCACUUCGCCGCUCCCGACGAGGAGAAUGCUGAGGUUAAGCGCCUCAGAGCUGAAGUAAAGUACGCCGACCAAGAGUUCAAUAUCGCUGGCCCAGAAUCUGCCGAGAUGAUCUACGAGAGAGGCGUCGCAAGCAUCGCCAAGUCGGUUGACCUGUGGACCGAAUACUGCUCCUUCAAGAUGGAGACUACACACACACCUCACCUGGUUCGAGAACUUUUCGAGCGAGGCGCAACUGCGGUUGGUCUAGACUUCCUUGCCCACCCUUUCUGGGACAAGUAUAUCGAGUACGAGGAACGCCAAGAGGCGCACGACCGAGUUUUCACCAUCCUCACGCGCAUCAUCAAUAUUCCCAUGCACCAGUAUGCGAGGUACUUUGAACGCUUUCGACAGCUGUCCCAGGUGCGCCCCGUGGCAGAAUUGGUUCCAGAGCAAACUCUUGCGAGGUUCAAGUCUGAAGUUGCCGCUGAAGAGGCAGCAUACGGUGGCCAACCUCGGUCGGAGCUAGAGGUGGAGCGCGAGAUCAGGACAAAAAUCGACAGCUUUUACUACGACGUUUUCACGCGCACACAGUCUGAGACGACGAAACGGUGGACGUUCGAGUCGGAGAUUAAGCGUCCCUACUUCCAUGUAACGGAACUCGAACACCCGCAACUUGCAAAUUGGCGCAAGUAUCUGGACUUUGAGGAGGCCGAGAACGAUGCAGUUCGUAUCAUGUUUCUUUACGAACGCUGCCUGGUGACUUGUGCAUUCUAUGACGAGUUCUGGUUCCGAUACGCUAGAUGGACGGCUUCGCAGCCGGGCAACAAGGAGGAGGAGGUGCGAAACAUUUACCAGCGGGCCUCCACCCUCUUCGUGCCCAUUAGUCGGCCCGGAAUCCGCCUCCAGUGGGCUUACUUUGAAGAAAGCUGCGAUCGGGUAGAUAUUGCCAGCGAUAUCCAUGGCGCAAUUCUCUUGAAGCUCCCCGAUUGUAUCGAAGCCAUUGUGUCGUGGGCCCACUUAGAGAGGCGGCAAAACGGCCUUGAGGCGGCGGUUGAGAUUUACAAGGGCCAGAUCGACUCUCCCCUUGUCGACAUCUAUACCAAGGCAGCUCUGUGGUACGGCGACAGCAGAAUCUUUUGGGAGAAGUGGAUCGAGUUCGAGCUGCAGCAACCUACGAGCGCCGCCCUUGAGCCAGAGAACGCGGAGCGGAUCCAGCAACUGUUUGAGCAGCUCCGAACCAAAAGUCGCUUGUCAGCCGCUAUCAAGAAGGACCUGUCACGCAGCUUCUUUACCUAUCUACAGCAGAGGGGAGGCAAAGACGCUAUGAAGCAGUUCCUUCUCCUAGAUCGUGAAACCUUUGGGCCUCCUUCGGUGUCCGUUUACUCCAAGUCCAAGGCGGGAGGCAACAAGGAGAACGGGCUGGCUGUGGCAGAGCUUGAUGAUGCCACCAAGAUCAAGGCUGAGGCCAAAUACUGGAGGUUCUACGACCUUCACGGGGAUGUGAGCCCCGAUGCCCAAGGCCUUGCCAGUUUCAAUUAA